Messenger RNA from Oryctolagus cuniculus (rabbit), 1768 nucleotides. Lineage: Eukaryota; Metazoa; Chordata; Mammalia; Lagomorpha; Leporidae. The record is from RefSeq and is a predicted model, not a curated record.
AAUUGAUUGAUUGUAGGAGUGUUUCAUAAAUUAACUGUAAGAAUUGUAUAAUGUUAUAUUAGUGUAAAAGCCGCAUUUUUUUCUGACACAUCAUCUUUUGAUUUUGUGAAUGACCUGGGUUUCUGUUUGGAUGUUUUGGUUUAUAUGCUGAUCUAUUUUGAAAACACUUCCUUUAUACCAGGCAAAAGAUCAAUUAUUUUCUUCCUAAUAUACCAAAAAACCUUCACUUUAACUGGAUUUUGUUUGUAAGACUUUGCCCUCUUCUUUCACUCUCUUAUUCUCUCCCAAUCUUUUCCACACCAGUAUAAAAUGCUACUUGAACUUUUUUUUCUAGAAUUUUCAAGCUAAUCCACCAUAAGCAGAAUUUAUCCUAUAAAUACUAAAUUUUGACAGUUGAAUACUUCUCAAGACUAUGAUACUAUUUAGUAGGCAUUUUUAAGCAACAAAUUUGGCCAUUAGAAUGUUGAUAUUGCUUAAUAAAAAAGAUUUUUUUGCUUAAAUGCAGAUGAUGGAGGCUACACUUAUAAUGUCAACAUGAGUUCUUCUAGGGGACCCUUUGCAGUUAAAAGAGGUCCAUCUUCAAGAAGUGGAGGUCCUCCUCCUAAAAGAUCUGCUCCUUCUGUUCCAGCAAGAAGCAAUAGUGCAGUGAGAGGACGAGUAAAAAGAACAGGAAUAAUGGACCAGUAUGAUGAACAAUUAUAAGCAGUAAGAGUGAAGACAAGUUUUUAAGAAUAAUUUGAUGUGAUGAGAAGGGAUAGAUAACUGAAAUGAUGACACAUGCAAGGGAAGGAUAGUCAAGUGCAAAAGGAACAGAAGGAGACAUUCAAUGAAGGAAAAUGUGUCCUGAAUCACGCGGGAGAGAGAAUUAUGGAGAUCUACCGCGUAGAAAGCCAGUGUCUUCCCGGAGAGAUUACUAUGUGUCACCAAGAGGUGGUGGUUAUGCUGCAAAAGAUAGUUACAGAGAUUAUCCAGGUUCCCAAGAAGGCAAGGAUUAUGGUCCUCCAACUAGAGACGUUGUGUACCAUGAUUAUGGCCAUUCUAGUCCUCGGGAUGAACAUUUCUCUAGAGGAUAUAGUGACCGUGGUGGCUAUGGUCGCAAUAGAGAUUAUUCUGAGCAUCCAAGUAGAGGCUUUUAUAGAGAUGCAUUUGACAAUUAUGGGAAUUCCCGUGGCGUACUAUCUGCACGAGGGCCUCCACUGACUUACAGUGGAAACAAUCGUUACGAAGAUUGUAACAGUACACGAGAUGGAUAUGGUGGAAAUCGGGACAGUUACUCAAGCAGUCGAAGUGACAUGUAUCCAACUGGUCGUGCACGUGGUAGCAGACGGGAACGAGGGUUCCCACCUUCUCUGGACAGGGUGUACUAUGUUCCUCAUGGAUCAUAUGGUAGUUCAAGUUGUGGGGCUUCUAGAGGCAGUCAGGGGAGAGGCCAGUCUGAAAGAGGAGGACGAAGAAGGUACUAAAACAAAAAUUACACUUGUUUGCCAAACUUCCUUUGCAGACAGAAAAUUUAAAUGCUACUUUUCUUGUGUUGUAAGUACUAGCUAUUAAAAGAAAUACCUUGGUUUUGGAGGAGGGGGCAUAUAUUAACUUCUCUUCUGUGACUUUUCCCUUUUACAAUAUAUAGAUAGAUUUGUUUAAAGUAAUGUCAGUGUCGCUGUUGAGAAAUAAACGUUUCUUCUUGAGAGUGUUUGUACUGUUAAAAGUUCUUAGAAUAAAAGUUUGCACAAAACCCUGUGUCCCGUUGCAUUGUUCUUUGUUGCAUGUA